Molecule: messenger RNA, 1655 nt
Organism: Arabidopsis lyrata subsp. lyrata
Lineage: Eukaryota; Viridiplantae; Streptophyta; Magnoliopsida; Brassicales; Brassicaceae
Product: inositol-tetrakisphosphate 1-kinase 3
Exons: 10
Coding region: 185-1249 (354 amino acids)
Biological process (GO): inositol trisphosphate metabolic process
Cellular component (GO): cytoplasm
Molecular function (GO): ATP binding; inositol-3,4,5,6-tetrakisphosphate 1-kinase activity; inositol-1,3,4-trisphosphate 6-kinase activity
Source: RefSeq, a predicted model, not a curated record
UACCCACCCAAGUUUACAGGCUCCGACUAAAAUAAAUUCGGAUCUAACCCGACCCGGUAAAACCAAUCCCAAAUUUUACUCCGUCGUGAACGCAUCAAAAGCCAGAAAUUUUCUUCCUCCAAUCUCGCACUCUUCGCUUCCAUACUCCCCAAAUCGAUUCGUUUGAUUUUUCCAAAAUCAGAAGAUGAAGCUAACGGACGAUAACGAAGAGGUUACGAUGAACGGAACUCGAGAAGUGGAGACGGCGGAGGAGGAUAUAUCGUCGCCGUGUUCGCUAGUGAUCGAAGCGUUUCCGGUGAAGAGAUCGAUUAUUGUAGGUUAUGCUCUUACAUCGAAAAAGAUAAAGAGCUUUUUGCAACCAAAACUCGAAGGUUUAGCUAGGAAUAAGGGGAUAUUAUUUGUGGCAAUAGAUCAGAAUAGGCCACUUUCAGAGCAGGGUCCGUUUGAUAUUGUGUUGCAUAAGCAAAUUGGAAAAGAAUGGCGUCGAAUUCUUGAGGAAUUUAGGCUAGCACAUCCAGAUGUCACAGUUCUCGAUCCUCCAGAUGCAAUACUACAUCUCCGUAAUCGUCAGUCAAUGCUUCAGUGUGUUGCGGACAUGAAUCUGUCUGAUAGUUAUGGACGAGUGGGUGUGCCCAAGCAAUUGGUAAUUAAAAGGGAUGCAUCCUCAAUCCCGGAGGCUGUCAAUAAAGCUGGGCUGAGACUACCUCUUGUUGCAAAGCCAUUGGUUGCUGAUGGAAGUGCAAAGUCACAUGAACUUUCUCUGGCUUAUGACCAGCACGCCGUUCUGAAGCUCGAGCCUCCUCUUGUUCUUCAGGAGUUUGUUAACCAUGGUGGUGUUCUUUUCAAAGUUUAUAUUGUUGGGGAAGCAAUUAGAGUGGUCCGGCGUUUCUCCCUGCCUGAUGUCUCUAGGCGAGAACUCUCCGAAGCAGCUGGUGUAUUCAGAUUCCCCCGGGUCUCUUGUGCUGCAGCUUCAGCUGAUGAUGCAGAUUUGGACCCGAACAUUGCUGAGCUUCCACCACGUCCUCUGUUGGAGAGACUUGCAAAGGAACUCCGUCGUGGAUUGGGUCUACGGCUGUUUAAUUUAGACAUAAUUAGAGAGCACGGGACAAGAGAUCGGUUUUAUGUAAUUGACAUCAACUAUUUCCCAGGGUACGGAAAGAUGCCAGAGUAUGAGCAUGUAUUCACUGAUUUCUUACUGAGUGUGAUACAAAGCCAAUGCAAGAAACGAGCCUUGGCCGAUCAAUACUAACUCACGGAGAUACCAUUGUUCCUCACUAAAGAAAAAAACCAAAAAUGAAGAUUAGUCUAUGCAGUUUUUUUCUGUACAGGACAAAGCACCGAUUUCCCUCGAUGUUGUUCUUUAGCUUCAUUGUGCUGUACAAAGAACAAUGGAAGAUUGCAUUAAACGAAAAUCCUUGGACCUUUGGAGAUUUAAGGAUAGAGAAUUGUCUGAAUCUCAUGACAAUGUCUCCAUAUCAAAAAGUGAAUAGACCGUUAUGUCCCCCAACUUCUCUCACUCAAAUGGGCAAUGGCCUUUGAAGAGUUCCUCUUUUCACUAUGUGACUGCUCCUAUCUUUUGAUUUGGUUGGCUUUGUACUAUUUUGACCUUUAAAUAUCCUUUCUUUUGGUUUUAAUCUGCUUCUAUCUUUUGAUCA